AUGGGUCUAAUGUUCUACGGAGAACCUGGUUGUGGAAAGACUUCAACGAUCAAGGCGAUUGCUGCCUAUACUGGACGUCAUCUCGUCGAAAUUCCACUUUCACGUAUUCGUACUUGUGAUGAACUCAAACGAGCCUUCUAUCUUAACUCAUAUGACACAAUCGAUUUAAACUUUUCGGAUAAAAUCAUCGUUUUUGAAGACAUCGAUUGCAUGAGUAAUGUCAUAAAACCUCGAUCGACGACAUCAUCAUCAUCAUCAUCCGAUUCAAUAACAUCCGAUGCCGAUAAUCUUAUCAUUCGUCUUCAACAAGAGGAUUUAGAUAAGCGUGAGAAGAAACUUUCAAAACAAUCUUUGCGAAAUUUAAUAGUUAGUGAUAGUUAUUCAAUUGUACAAGAUCCUCUUACGUUGUCUUUUUUGCUCAAUCUCAUCGAUGGAAUAAUCGAACAACCAUCGCGCAUUCUCAUCAUGACUACCAAUCAUCCCGAUCAGAUUGAUCCUGCUCUCAUUCGACCUGGACGCAUCGACUUCAAACAAGAAUUUAAACGUUGUUCGAAACCAAUUAUCAAAGAUAUGAUCGAACAUUUCUUUGAGAAGGAGUGCGAUGUCGAUGUUACUCAGCUUCACGAUUAUAUUUAUUCACCAGCUGAUGUUGUUUCAGCAUGCAUGUCAGCAACAGAUGGACAAUCUACUGUGGAAUUACUCAUGGUGCAACAGUCGAGAAAUAUCAACGUCAAGAUUGAACAGAAAAUCGUCUCUUGA
Messenger RNA from Adineta steineri, 759 nucleotides. NCBI's taxonomy places the organism in Eukaryota, Metazoa, Rotifera, Eurotatoria, Adinetida, Adinetidae. The record is from the annotation of a GenBank genome assembly.